Messenger RNA from Ciona intestinalis (vase tunicate), 1729 nucleotides. NCBI's taxonomy places the organism in Eukaryota, Metazoa, Chordata, Ascidiacea, Phlebobranchia, Cionidae. The record is from RefSeq and is a predicted model, not a curated record.
AUUUUCAGUUGUUAGGAAUUGUAUAAAUGAUGGAUAGGUGGUCUGGUAAAGUUGCUAUCGUCACUGGAGGCUAUGAAGGCAUUGGUGGAGCAACUGUUAAAAAGUUGGUCAGUCAUGGAAUGAAAGUGGUUGGUUGUGCAAGAAAUGAGGAAAAACUGAAACAAAUUGCAUCGGAAAUCAACGGGAAGGGUCAAGGAGAGAUGUUCCCUUUCAAAUGUGAUGUCACAGAUGAAUCCAACAUUCUAGAAAUGUUUAAAUUUGUGAAGGAAAAGUUUGGAGCAGUACAUCUGCUGGUUAAUAAUGCUGGGAUAGCAUUUGAUUCUCCAAUAUCAUCGGGAGACUCACAGAAAUGGAAGAGAAUCUUGGACACCAAUGUUCUUGGUCUCAGCAUCUGUUCCCGUGAAGCAGUACAACUAAUGAAAGAGACUGGAGUCGACGAUGGGCAUAUAGUUAAUAUCAACAGUGUGGCUGGUCACAGGGUAGUGGACAAGCCAAUGUAUGCUGCAUCUAAGUUUGCAGUCACUGCUCUUACUGAAGGUCUAAGAAAGGAGCUUCGUUCUGCAAAUACUCAUAUUCGUACAACUUCAAUUUCACCAGGCUAUGUCAAAACGGAAAUUUUUCACAAAAUUUACCCAGACGACACUGAACGCGUCGAAAAAUUGCUGAAAUCUGUUAAAUGCUUGGAAGGUGAAGAUAUUGCUGAUGCUGUGCUGUAUGCAGUGUCCGCACCUGCUCAUGUUGAUAUUAAUGAGAUUAUCAUACGACCUGUUGAGCAAGCCUUGUGUAGGGUAAAAAUGGAUAGGUGGUUAGGUAAAGUUGCCGUUGUGACUGGUGCCUCUGUUGGAAUUGGUGAAGCAAUCGUUAAAAAGUUGGUUGGUCAUGGAAUGAAAGUAGUUGGUUGUGCAAGAAAUGAGGAAAAACUGAAGCAAAUUGCAUCGGAAAUCAACGGGAAGGGUCAAGGGGAGAUGUUCCCUUUCAAAUGUGAUGUAAAGGAAGAAACACAAAUUUUAGAAAUGUUUAAAUUUGUUAAGCAGAGCUUGGGCAGUUGCCAUGUUUUAGUUAAUAAUGCUGGAUUGGGACACAGAGCAUCACUGUUGUCUGGCAAAACAGAGCAAUGGAAAGAAAUGCUUGAUGUUAAUGUUCUUGGGUUGUCAAUUUGCACACGAGAAGCGAUUCAAUUGAUGAAGGCAACUAAUGUAGAUGAUGGUCACGUAAUUAACAUAAACAGCAUGUCUGGUCAUAGAGUGUCAGGCAUGAUUUUCUAUUCUGCAACCAAGUUUGCUGUGACUGCCUUGACUGAAGGAACAAGGAAAGAGCUGCGUGAAAUAGACUCUCAAAUAAGAGUCACUGCUAUUUCGCCAGGAGUGGUGGAGACAGAAUUUGCAUACAGAUGCAACAUAGCUGAUCCAACGAGAGCCAAAGAUUUGUAUUCUAGUAUGGAUUGUAUAAAAUCUGAAGACAUAGCAGAUUCUGUUGUGUUUGCUUUGCAAGCUCCACCCCAUAUGGAUGUAAAUGACAUUCAUAUUCGACCUACACAACAGAAAAUGUAAAAUCGAUUUGGUGGAUGAAAUAUAUCAUAUAUAUGUGCGAUAAUUCUUCAGACAAUUGAAAUUUGUAACACUUUGUACUUUAUUUGCUUAUAUUUAUUCCAUUCGCAUGUUUUUAAAAUGCAAAACAUACAAUCGUGUUCUGAGUACUUUACUUGAAUUCAAUAACUGCUGAUUUCAGA